Cotesia congregata is the source of this 1656-nucleotide messenger RNA. The record is from the annotation of a GenBank genome assembly. Lineage: Eukaryota; Metazoa; Arthropoda; Insecta; Hymenoptera; Braconidae.
AUGGAUACUAUGGAGACAACUACAGGAGGAGGAGAGACAGCUGGUGAAGAAGAAGAAGAAGAUGUAUCAUUCCAUUUAGGAGAAUUAUUCAAUAGUUAUGAAGAGCUGGAGUGCAAGUUAGAAAAAUUUUCCAAGCGUAGCUUAGUCCAUUAUUGGAGGCGAGACAGCAGAACUGUCAGCGGGGCUCACAUGAAAACUGCAAGGCAUAUUAGCGAAAAACUUAGAUAUUAUUCGGUCAAGUAUGCUUGUAUUUAUGGUGGCCAGAAAUUUCUACCACGUGGUGCUGGUAGAAGACAGUCACAAUCAAUCAGAACAAAUUGUCCUGCGCACAUCAUGUUAAGAGCAUCGAAAGACGGAAAUAAAUUAGAAGUCACUAGCGUAAAUAAUGACCAUAAUCACGAAAUAUCUGAGGAAUUAUUUAAAAAACUACCCCAAGAAAGAAAAUUAUGCGGCGAAAUGAAACAAGAAGUCCAGGAACUUAUGCAGUUACACAUCGACCGUAAAAGAUUAAAAGAGUAUGUACGUUUACGUACAAACAAAAUACUUAGAUCUAAAGAUCUAUUUAACAUUGCCGCCGCAAAUAAACAAAAGAAGACAAUAACUCCUGAGCGAGCGUACGAGUUGUUUGAGCGGAUUCGUGAUUUAGAGGAUUUACAAAACCGCAAUUCUAGCGGUAAAGUAUUUUCUGAAUCUGAUGAUGACACAUCACAGAGUGCCAAGCGUAUUAAAAAGGAACCUCCAUCACCUUGGGGGCAAGAUGAACUAUCAUCAGAAUUAGCUGAAGCAAGUGAAGGUAAUGACGGGGAAGAUUCUUACACUCAAUUAUCGCAAGAAGAAGUUGUUGACGACAUGGAUACAACGGAAGAUCAAUUAUUAAGCACGAAUACCGACGGCGAUUUGAUUUCAGCAAACGGUGAAAUCGUAGGCGAGUUAGUAAUGCAAGAUGACCCGUCGGUUAUUAUUGAGUCAAUAGUCAAUACAGACGAGUAUGGCGACGAGCGUAACUUUGGAAGUUACCGUGAUGACGAUAAUCACCUGAAGCAUCAGGUCGACGACCACACUGAUACCGAAGUGUUGUCAAUUGAUCCCAUUGGAACAGACGCUGAAAUAGAUAAACUCUCGAAGACUCCGUCUAAUUCACCUGUACCUGUACCUGGACAAACGAUAGAAUCACUGUCGGCGGAUAUUGAUGACCAUUCACCGGAGUUAGAUCAAAAUCACUCGCACUCUCAUCAUAUUAAUCAAGACUCUCAUAGAAUUUGGAUUAUGAAAGAGUCGCCGACUCAUCAAACUGAUAACUUUGUUGACGAUGAUGAUGGUAUAAAAACGUCUGCUGUAGAAGCUGCUGGAUGUAGACCAGUUACCACUACAAUUAAUGGUGAAGAAAAUUCGGAUGUUAAUGAAGUUGUUUUUGCAGAAGAGGCUAGUCAUCAGUUAUUACUGGAACAGCUUGCAGUCUUGAGAGCUGAAAAAAAUAAAUUGCAUCAUGAAACAGAAAUGCUUAAGUUGAAAAAAAAUAAACUUAAAUUACAAAUUGAUUGUUUUACAAGUGAACUCAGUAAGCAGGAAAUGGAAAAAGAAAAAUUGAGAUUGGAAAUAACAUUACUUAAGUCUAAAGUCGAUGGUGAUGGUGUUUCUUUGUUGUUUGUACCUUAA